Messenger RNA from Capsella rubella, 1110 nucleotides. Its product is annotated as probable aquaporin PIP1-4. The transcript has 4 exons. Gene Ontology annotation, cellular component: plasma membrane; plasmodesma; vacuole. Bases 77 to 940 code for a protein of 287 amino acids. Gene Ontology annotation, molecular function: water channel activity. Gene Ontology annotation, biological process: transmembrane transport; response to water deprivation. NCBI's taxonomy places the organism in Eukaryota, Viridiplantae, Streptophyta, Magnoliopsida, Brassicales, Brassicaceae. The record is from RefSeq and is a predicted model, not a curated record.
AGAGAGAGAGAGAGAGAGAGAGAGAGAGAGAGAGAGAGAGAGAGAGAGAGAGAAACCCUAAAAGAGAAAGAAAGAAAUGGAAGGCAAAGAAGAAGAUGUUAGAGUGGGAGCUAACAAGUUCCCGGAGAGGCAACCCAUCGGCACAUCUGCUCAGUCCACUGAGAAGGACUACAAAGAGCCACCUCCUGCACCACUGUUCGAGCCAGGCGAGCUGAGCUCAUGGUCCUUCUACAGGGCCGGUAUCGCUGAGUUUAUUGCUACUUUCCUCUUCCUCUACAUCACUGUGCUUACUGUUAUGGGAGUCAAGAGAGCACCAACCAUGUGUGCUUCUGUUGGGAUCCAAGGCAUCGCCUGGGCUUUUGGUGGCAUGAUCUUUGCUCUCGUCUACUGUACUGCUGGAAUUUCAGGUGGACACAUCAACCCUGCGGUGACAUUCGGUCUGUUCUUGGCUCGGAAGUUGUCUCUCACCCGAGCUGUGUUCUACAUGAUAAUGCAAUGUCUCGGAGCCAUCUGCGGUGCCGGAGUCGUCAAGGGUUUCCAGCCUAAGCAGUACCAGACUCUCGGUGGCGGUGCCAACGGUGUCGCUGACGGCUACAGCAAAGGCUCUGGCCUUGGCGCUGAAAUCAUCGGAACAUUCGUUCUUGUCUACACCGUCUUCUCCGCUACCGACGCCAAGAGAAGCGCCCGUGACUCACACGUCCCGAUAUUGGCACCACUCCCAAUCGGAUUUGCAGUGUUCUUGGUACACUUGGCGACGAUUCCAAUAACCGGAACCGGAAUCAACCCGGCUAGAAGCCUUGGAGCCGCAAUUAUCUACAACAAGGACCACUCAUGGGACGACCAUUGGAUAUUCUGGGUUGGACCAUUCAUUGGAGCAGCACUAGCAGCGCUCUAUCACACACUCGUCAUCAGAGCGAUUCCUUUCAAGAGCAAGAGCUGAACAAGAAGAGGAUUCCCACGUGUCCAGAUUUGUUCUUCUUUAGUUUCCCUGUAAUUCCUAUGCUUAUCUAUGUAGCUUGUGUUUUUGCCAUGUAUGGAAUAGCGAAUUUGCUUAUGUGUCUGUUUUAUGUAAAAAACCAUGGUUAAAUUUUAUUUUAUGCUGUUUAAGUA